Colias croceus (clouded yellow) is the source of this 1116-nucleotide messenger RNA. RefSeq names its product cholinesterase-like. Lineage: Eukaryota; Metazoa; Arthropoda; Insecta; Lepidoptera; Pieridae. The record is from RefSeq and is a predicted model, not a curated record. The transcript is spliced from 4 exons. Bases 1 to 1116 code for a protein of 371 amino acids.
AUGCAGUUAUUUAUUCGAGUUGUGGGUCGAGGUGGCGUGGUGCCGCGACACUGGGACGUCAGCACUACGCAGGGGAUAGUUAGGGGGUACUACAAACCCAACCCCCCGCAUUUCACCUUCCUCGGUGUUCCCUACGCCCGCUCGCCCACCGGUUACGACAGGUUUAAGGCACCAGAGCCUCUCCUAGCAUGGGACGGUAUAUUCGAAGCCACAUACCAAGUAAAAUGCCCUCAGCCAGAUCUCUCGGGAACCGAGGAUUGUCUGGUGGUCAACAUAUUCAUACCAGCUGUGAAUCAGACCGACAUGCCUGUAAUAAUGCAUUUUCACGAUGGACACUUUCAAAGCGGCUGGGGCGCAUUUCACGCGCUGCCUCACUUUCUCGAGCAGGAUAUAAUUGUCGUAACAUUUAACCACCGCAUAGGCGCACCCGGCUUCCUUUGCUUACGUACUCCAGGGAUACAAGGAAACGCGGGGCUGAAGGACCAGAUAGCGGCUCUUUAUUGGGUCCAACGCAACAUAGUGCAGUUCAGAGGUAACCCUAUGGACGUCACAGUCUACGGCACUGGUAGUGGCGCUGUUUCAAUAGAACUACUCCUGCUCUCCGGUGCAAGCGACCAACUUUUCCAAAAGGUCAUCCUAGAAUCAGGAUCAGUGUUAGCACCAUCGUCAAUGACCUAUAAUCCUAUUUUACACGCACUAGAUGCUGCAAAGGAAUUAGGAUACAAAGGCGAUGAGGAACUCAACAAUCUACAGACGUUUUUCCAAAAGAUUUCAAUCUAUAAACUUGUAAAUGCAUCCACAAAAUGGCUGCCGUGUUUGGAAAAGAAUUCUAAGCAAGCUUUAGUACAUACUGAUCCAUUACAUGCAUUGAGCAAUGGAAAUUUCCGGCAUAUUCCAAUGAUGUUGGUGUACAGUAACUGCAAACAGAUUGAAGUAGUAGAAAACAAUAAGGCUAGAUUCAGAACGAUACCUGAGAACUUUGAUCCACUCUUACCAAACAAUUUGGAAAUUGAUAAUAUGAUGGACAAACAAAAAGGAUCCUACACCCAUCACCACAGCCGUAAUACCAGAAGUUUGGGCUCCGAUCACACCGCAAAUAGUGGACGGAACAAUUAA